GUCGUGAAGCGGUAAACUACGCAGCGAGUUUUGACCUCGCGUUCUGCCUAAAUGGUUCAUUUUACCGUCACUAAAAUGUACACAACACAUUUCAACAGAUGCCCUUUGUUGACGUGGAUCUAUUUCACAUAGAGAACAUAUAAAAAAACUGAGUUUUUACUGACGUCUGUAUUCACGUGUAGCACGCGGGGUCACCGGCUCUUUGUAGGCGUUCAGACGGUUCAUCUGCUUUCAGACACCGUAACACAUUUAACGACUGAACCGAGGACAGACGGCGGUUAACGGCGGACUGGGUGCGCAGAUAAGUAGCGGAAGGACGGAGGCUGAGAGGUGGACAUGAACCCAGCGAAGCGGCUCCGCACUACAGAAAAUGAAAGAAAGGAAGGAUGGCAGGAGGAGGAGGAGGAGGAGGAGGAGAGGACUGCAGUGGAUGUGAGUAUUAUCAUGCCAGUGUACAACGCAUCCUGUUGGCUGGAUGAAUGUCUGCAGGCCAUAUUACACCAAGACUUCACUGGAACCAUGGAGCUCUCGGUCUUUGAUGAUGCAAGCACCGAUGACUCGAGGAAGGUGGUGCAGGGCUGGAGGGAGAGGCUGGAGGCGAGGGGCAUGUCAGUGGUGAUCUCCGGCCACAACUCUGCACAACCCCAAGGAGUUGGAUAUGCAAAGAAUAAAGCAAUAUCUCAGAGUUGUGGACAAUACUUGUGCUUUCAGGAUGCGGAUGACGUUAUGUUGCCUGAAAGAGUUGGUCUGCAGUAUGAGGAGUCUCUCCUCCACCCAAACUCUCUGAUUGGCUGUAAAGUUCAGAGGGUUCCCGAGGGAUCUACCGAGCGUUACACUCGCUGGAUCAACACAGUCACUCAGGAUCAGCUCAUCACACAGGGAAACUAUUUGGAAGCUGCGAGUGGACUUCCUGCAGGAGAGAGUUCUCAGCCAAUGGGAGAGCUUCACCAUAUGGAACGCUGGGAAACAGGGCAGGAAGCUGUACCGCUACCUCAGCCCGACCAAUCAGAGGAAGGUGAAGGCUUUCUGUGAUGUCGAUGAGAACAAGAUCCAGAAAGGCUUUUACACAUAUGAGGAAUCUGAGCAAAGACCUAAGCCAAAAAUCCCAGUUGUACACUACAAAGACGCCUCCGCCCCUUUCAUUAUCUGUGUUAAACUGGACAUGACUGGAGGCAUUCUGGAGGAAAACCUCAACUCUUUGCAGCUAAAGGAAGGAAUAGAUUACUACCAUUUCAACUGACUGCUCAGAGCAAUGGAGAAGACAAGAGGAACCCUGCAGCUAAGAGGAAUGCAGGGGACUGCGCGAUAGGCAGGUGAUAACAGGAAGAGUGACCUGAAACUGGGACAGAGAUAAUACCACAGCCAAGGAAAGAGGAGGUUAUGAUGUCUUUUUAAGUGUUAAAAGAAGCCUUUUAUGUGUGGGAAAGAAUGUGAACGUUUUCAAGUUUUACUUGGCAAAGUUGAUGAAACGUCUGAUAAAGGCACAACAGCUCAUCCUACAGCACUGUGGUUCAAUACCACUCUCAUAUCUAUCCAUUGGAUAUAAAGCUACAGCCACAAGACAUUAGCCUAGCUUAGCACAGAGACUGGAAACGGGGGAAAACAUCUAGCCUGGCUCUGUCUAAAGGUAACUAAAUGCACCUAGCAGCACCUCUAAAGCUCACUAAUUAACACGUUAUAUAAUGUUUGUUCAAUACAAUGACAAUUUGCCAUUUUAUUUUAAACACACCAUGAAAGCGUCCUAUAAAUGCUGACCACCUACCUAUAACGAACCAGAGACACUUCAUCAUGAACCCAACAUCAAUAAAAAGGGAGAAAUAAAACUGGUAUGUGUCAAUAGGUCUACCACAGCUGAUAAAUUAAAUGACCGUUUGUGGGCAAGUGCUGAUUUGUACUGUCAAGAAAACCUCUUGGAAAAUGAUUUCUUAAAAAGACUGGGAACCAUGAUUGAUGUUUAGGGUAAUAGAAGUAACCAUAAUCUGACCUAGAGGGUAUUGACACUCACGUUACUCUUCAGAUGACAGCUAUUUAUCAUGCAAGAGGACAUGGUGAUUGCCAGUGUAGACCAUUGGAGUAACUAAAAGUUAUUGUCUUUUCUAAUCCCAUGUGGACUGGUAUUUUCCAACCUAAAUAUUUUAACCUGUGUUGGUUAAGUCAAAGGAGUCAGCACAUCAUCACAUCACAGAAGGUUUAACUUAUAAAGGGUGGGAUGUUUUAUGGCCAGCAUCGUAAGCUGAUUUCCUAACAGUCUCUCUGGUGCAACCAUGCAAAAUCAGAUACACGCACACAUCUGCUACAAAUGUACAAACAUUGAUACUGCAUGUAUUUGUUUUUCUUUCCCUGGGUCUCUUAUGAAAUCUAAAGAACAAUAACCUCUUUAAAGGAGCACAGUUCUGAUACAUAAACACACACACAAAGUUUAUUUUACCUCACAGACUGUGGAGUUUUUCUGCCCAAAGGUAAACAGACCUUUCUCCACAAAAUCUCCCCUGGUGUUUCCUGGGUCGGCGACGUGGUCUGCCUUACUGUAAAUCUGCCCACAGCAGUUUGCAGGGAAGCAGCAUUGGCGAUAAAAGAAGAACUGGAAUGGGGUAUUCAAUUCUGCCACAUUUUAUUUUCUCUAGCUUUGUUUGUUAUUAUAGACUGAACAUACAGUUGCACAGUGGUGUGAAUGCACAGAAUCACUGUACCGUAUUAAAGGUUCGGCUUUAAUUCAUUAUGUUUAUAAAUGGCUGUUUGGGCCUGAUUCAGCCUUAGGUUUGAGUUGAAAACCCCAGGUCUCUGCCACCCACAGUACAGUGCUGUGUAGAGGCUGAGAAAAAUAUCACAUCCACUUAGCACUCACUCUCCAUCUAGACCCCUCUUCCCCCUCUGUGUUUAUACACACAGACACUUAAACAGGAAGGUAUCCUCGUCAGAAACGGGACUCUUUACAAAAGGGCUACAGCUAAUGGUUAUGUUCUUGAUUCUUGAUUCAUUGAUUCAUUGUUUUAUCUCUAAAAAGGCAGACAAUAGUACAAAAUCCUCAUUGCAUUAUACCCAAGGUUACAUACUCAAAUAACUUGUUUGGUCUUACCAACAAUCUAAAACCCCAAAGAUAUUCAGUUUAAUAUCACAUAAUACAAAGAAAAGCAGGAAAUUGUGCAUUAUUAAGAAAUGGAAAAAUUCAAUAAUUAAAAUAAUUGCUAAUCAAUCAAUUUAUCUUUAGGCUUUUUUGGACACACAUCUGUAUUAAUCUGUAAAUUACGUGUUGUUUGUUUGUUUGUUUAUUUUUAUCAUUGCUUAGCGUAGGCUAUCAAUGGCAGCAGCAUGGUAUGGCAGUGUGUUCAAUGGAAUGCAGAUUAAUGCUGUACAGACAUUUGUUGUCCCCAGGAGAUGAAAUCAGUGACUUUGGUGAUCCCAGCUUUUCCUCCUCUGCUGACAUCAGGUUAUAUUUGAAUUUUGAAUUGAAUUAGUCGAAUAGCCUCACUUCGUUUAUGACCCAGUAUAUGCUAAACUAAUGACAUUCCCAUCAGCCUCAGCUGUAGCAAAUGUUAGCAUGCUAACACGCUGAAUCAAGAGGGUGAAGAUGAUCAACAUUACACCUGCUAAACAUCAGCAUGUUAAAGUUGUCAUUGUGAGCAUUUAACACAAAGCACUGUUGUGCCUAAGUACAUAUUUUGGGGGCUUUUUUGAUCCCUCAUCACAUGUUUUUAUUGGACACACGCUGAAGAUAUUUAUCACCUCUGCUCACCAUUUCUGCUGCUAAAUCUUUGAGUGAAACAGCAGGCUUGAAAGUUCAUAUGUAAAGUGUAUGCAGUCAUUGAGCUAUAAGGUGCUUUGGAUACAUGUCCACCAAAUGGAGACCAUAAGAAACAAACCAAAGCGAUUUGUUUAAGAAAGACCACGCUCUGUAUAAAUAUCUUCUGUCUCCUUUACCCACUCUGCCGUCCUGAUAAAGCACUUGGUAGACGAUCUGAGUGAGUUCUAAUGGAGAAUCUAUGAAAGAGACUUCAGAAAGAGAGUAAACAGAGCUUUACUCAGUGUUUACACUCUGUCUCUCGCUAGACAGCAGACCUGAUAACACACACACACACACAAUGAAUGACCCUGACCCUGGAGCCUGCUUGCCCUCGCUAGUCAAAUAAACCUGUGUAGAAACUAAAUGCACACACAUACACACACAUGCAUUUACAAGACAGCUGAUAAGAGAAAGAGAUAUGAGUCGGGUGUGUUUGGGUGAAGAGAGCUGACAGAGGUCACUGAAGGCUUUUUCAUUUACCUUCCAGGUGACCACAUUCCUUUGUUUCACCAUCUCUCUCUUUGUAGAAGUGUGUGUGUGUGUCGCUGAAGGAAACGCUAUCUGCCAAAUGCCAAAGUACUUAACUAGGCCUAGAUAUUAUAUUAAAGGACAGAAUCUUACUUCUUGCCUUCCGUAACAUAGAAACAAUCGCUAUGCCAAACAAAUGUAUAAUCGUUCUGUAAGAACAGCAUGAAAUGUAAAAGAGAGAAAGUCAACCAGGCUGCUUAAGCUGACGCUAUAUUGAGUGAAAGUUAGCUAGUUUUAUAGCUACAGGCUAUAGAAGGCUAUACAGGCUAAAAUAACUUAUUAUUAUCUUUAAUAAUUAAUUUAACUUACUAUCCUCUAGCCGUAAUCUGUAAGUAAUAAAUAUCCAUUUGAUCUGUUGAUGAGCCAGCAUCUUGGUAUUUCAGAUUGUUAUCAGUUAAAGUGUUAAAGUAGUCUGGCAGAUAGACACUAGCACACAAACUAGUUCAAACAGACAAGAAAACUCAAAGAACACAUUUUGUUUGUAGAUACUGUAUUUCCCAUUGAACACCAUCCAAAAGCAGUAGUGCAGUAUCUCCUUUUUUUAUGUAGAUUUAGCAGUUAAGAAACACCAAGUGAAGGUAUUACACUGUUAUCCGGUCAGCCUGAAAACCAGUUUUCUCAGUUGUCACCACUUUUCGCUGCUUCUGUAGUUCACUGCUCCGAGCUGAAUAUGUUAUGUUCUUCCUCCUCCUUCAACAACUACUGUCUAAGCUGCCCUCGAGCAAGGCACUUAACCUCCCAGCAGACCCCGCUGCUGGGAGCUGCUCUGUCGGCCGCCCCGUGGGUAAAUAAAGCUUUUAAAAAAGAGAGAGGAGUGUGCUGUCUGCGAGUAGUGAGGAAAUAAAGGUCAUGAAGACUGAAAUCAGAGACAGAGGAAUGUGUGUGUGUGGCUCCAUGAGGAAGCAGUGCGUGGACAGACGGAGCGUUCCUCCUGUCAGGCCGCUUGAAAAGAGCCAGGUGACGGCAGGGGGGAUGAGGGGAGCAGGUCAGAGGCUCUGCUGCUCUGUAAAUACUUCACAUGGUGAAGGAGCACAUGAGGUCAAACGGCACAUCAGCAGCUUACACUUCCUCUGCUGCGCUGACAGGAUUAGACCCGCUCUGCAGCCUCCAGAUCUUUGGCCUUCAAUUAUGUUAAUGGUGAAAUUACAUCUUUUUCAAAAAUCCAGGCACUGGAGGGGGAAUGUGUUGAUGGUACAGAUGUGUUGUGCUUUAUGCAGAGAGAGAGAGAGAGAGAGAGGAAGUGUAGAAUAUCACCCUUCCUGUCGGGUCAUUCAGUAAGGGGUUUUUUAGAACACCCGGACUUACACCACUUUCUUAUAAGUUAAAUAAAGGGUUUAUUGUAACAAAUGUUACAAAACACAUUUGGGGUUGCCAGGUUGUGACAAUCCCCUUUUGCUGGUGUUCAGCCUUUAUUUUGGUAGUGAUGCAGUUAUAAAAUUAAAAAAUGCUUAAUAAGUUGUUAAGUCUUUUCCUCCUUACUGGCUAAUAAGUGAUCUAUAAAGUACCAGCCAAUGAUUAUUAUUAACCAUGAUUAAAGCCAUUAGUUACUUAUAAACUCUUUAUAAAUGGUCCAUUUAUUCAGUUCGGUUUGUUCGUGUCAUUUGGCUUUUACACACAGUAUCAUCAAUAACAAACAAACAAAAGGGAAGUGGAAAAUGAAUAUCAUUAGAUUUAUAUCUUUAAAAUGUAACUAAUAUAAAAUCUCCCUGAAUGAGUUUUGCUGCUGACAGGCUAUCCCAUCACAGCUAGAGGCUUAGCAUAACAGCACUGGAAUGGGAGGUGUGUGUGUGUGUGUGAGGAUCUUGUGUGUGUGUGUGUGUGUGUGUGUGAUUAUCUGGUGUGGGGGGGUGUAGCAGAGUCUGUGUUUCGGUAUUUCUCGAAAUGCGUUACAUACUCUGGCUGUGUGGGGGAAUGUGACGACUCAGUAACAUGCUUGCUGUUCCGACUGUUUUCUCACGGGAAAACCGCCCGAGAACCAAACAGGCGUUUAGAGCACAAGUGUGACUUUUUUUUCUUUUUGUGUUGUUGUGUCAAGGUCUUUUUCUUUCUCCAAGCAGGUUGUCUGCUGGAGCAACACUGGAAACGAUACAGGAAUAUUAGUUCUAACAUUAAAAUGUGCUUGAACAGCUAAGGUCACGCUUAAACUCCACCGAGGGUUGUGUAGAGAGAAUCGGUGGAUGUUUGAGCGAGCUGUAGAAAUCGUAGAUGCUGCUGUUCCAGACCUGCAUGCGGCUCCCAUUUUCACUGCGAUAAUAUGAUCCAUCUGUUUGUAAAGCCAACGCACAACACACUCACACGGGCCUGUAGCCAACUGUCUCUGGCAGUGUAAGCCUGACAUACGAAAAGAGCUGGUAAGUAGAAUAGAGGUUAUUUAAGAACGCAAAUAAGUACAAAAUAAUAAGUACAAAUACAAAGUUAUGAUAAAAGCUUGGCUGGGGUUAUUUUGCGGGCGUUUACGGAUUUUUUUGCGGUUUUAUGUGCUCAUUGUUGUCAAGUUGCUGAUGUUUGUGGAACAAGUUUGAUUUAUUGUGUAUCUUUUACUUGUUAACUUUUGAAAACAUCACGCUAUUGACUCUUUAGCAGUGUCGCGUGCUUGUAUCUGACGCUGGGAGCUCGAGGGCUU
Molecule: messenger RNA, 6932 nt
Organism: Morone saxatilis (striped sea-bass)
Lineage: Eukaryota; Metazoa; Chordata; Actinopteri; Moronidae
Gene: b3gntl1
Product: UDP-GlcNAc:betaGal beta-1,3-N-acetylglucosaminyltransferase-like 1
Source: RefSeq, a predicted model, not a curated record